AUGAAUGAUUUUAUUUUUCAGCUGAAUGAGUUGAUUGUGCGGUUACAAGGAAAGGAAAAACUCGUCCAUAAUUUGUUUCGGCAGGUGAAAGCUUUCCAAAAGAAACUGGAUUUGUGGAUUGCUCAAAUUGCUGAGAGCAAUUAUGCUCACUUUCCUUGCCUUCAGGAACAGCCGCGCAUUUCAAGCAUAAACCGGGAAUUCUUUGUGAGCGAGCUAAAAGGGAUCCAAGAAGAAUUUUCCAGGAAAUUUAAGGAUUCCCGUGCUUGUGAAGACCAGUUGAACACUUUUUCAAUGCCUUUUGUCGUGGAUCCUACUGAUGCCCCAUUUGAGCUACAGAUGGAAUUGAAUGAAUUGUAA
Messenger RNA from Octopus sinensis (East Asian common octopus), 357 nucleotides. Its product is annotated as general transcription factor II-I repeat domain-containing protein 2-like. The transcript has a single exon. NCBI's taxonomy places the organism in Eukaryota, Metazoa, Mollusca, Cephalopoda, Octopoda, Octopodidae. The coding region runs from base 1 to 357 and encodes 118 amino acids. The record is from RefSeq and is a predicted model, not a curated record.